Molecule: messenger RNA, 858 nt
Organism: Talaromyces proteolyticus
Lineage: Eukaryota; Fungi; Ascomycota; Eurotiomycetes; Eurotiales; Trichocomaceae
Exons: 3
Coding region: 1-858 (285 amino acids)
Molecular function (GO): oxidoreductase activity
Source: RefSeq, a predicted model, not a curated record
AUGGCAGGAUCACCCCUCACUUGGCUGAUCACCGGUGCCUCGUCCGGCCUGGGCGAGUCCCUGGCUCUGAAAGCUCUCGGGGCCGGCUUUAAUGUCAUCGGCACCACUCGCGACGUCAGCAAAGCACAAACCGCCUGCCCGGAUUUUGAAGACAAAGGUGGUAUCUGGCUGGGGCUCGACCCUGGGAAGAAGGAUGCCUACGAAAAAUUCGCUAAGUGCUGUCAGGAACAUGACGUGGAUGUUCUAGUCAACAAUGCGGGAUAUGCAUUCAUUGGUGGUGUUGAGGAUACCAGUGAGUCCGACAUCCGUGAUCAAAUGGAAGUCAACUUUUAUGGGCCGCUUCGGACUGUCCAGGCCUGUCUCCCGGUCAUGCGUGCCAAAGGCUCUGGUCACAUCAUCCUUAUUAGUAGCGGUUCUGGAUUCAUUGCACGGCCCGGACAAGCGACCUAUUCCGCUAGUAAAUUUGCGAUUGAGGCAAUCCACGAGUCGCUUUCCUAUGAGGUCAAGCCCCUUGGUGUCAAGGUCUUGAUCGUGGAACCGGGUGCCUUCCGGACGCCAUUUUCGAGGAGGAUCCUGACACCUGCUGGGUUAGAAAACGGUUUCAGUGACGGCUACAAGGGCACCCCAGUCGAGCAGACAAUGACCAGAUCGCUGCAUCUCACGUCGAUUCCGGACUGGGUGAAAGGAGACCCCGAUAAAGCGGCACAGGCAAUCAUCAACGCCACUGUUGAGGGCUACGAUUAUCUUCGUCUACUGCUAGGCAAGGAUUGUGUGGUUGCACUUGAGUCCAAGAUUAGCGAGCUUCAGAGGGACCUGGAUGCUACUAGACCGAUUGCCACCGCUACCGACGUUGACUGA